AGACUGGAAAAACGAACCGACUUCGCCGCCCAGUCUCAACCCCCUCUUUCUCUCUCCUAGCUACCUCUUUCUCUCUCUACAAGGGCGAAGGCUUCAGACUUCGCUUAACCAGAUUAUUUCUCUGCUUCACUGAAUUCUUCUUCUAAGUCUGCUUCACCGAAGGAUUUCGCUCUGUGGAACUGAAGUAGGUCAUCAAGGUUAGGGCUUUUGAAUUACUGUUAGUUAUCGAUCUUUUUUUGUUCUUAAUAACAUGUUUUAGAGUUGAAUUGGGAGAAACUAUCAGAGAACACUGUAAUUUGUAUUAAAAAAGAAAGCACUAUUAGAGAACACAAAAUACUGUAUUUGAAACCUUUUAUCUAUUCAUAUUUUUAGUACUUCAAUAUGAAUGCUAAUUUAUUGCAACUCCAUAGUAAUGAAUUCAUCUGCAUAUAAAAGAGAGAAAUUAAAGAAAGUUCUCGAUCUAAUGGGUUUCUUGCUUUGAAAAAAGAAAGUAAUAUAGAUUCAAAUGUACCAGUAAGUUAAAGCCUAUAUGUGUGCAUCUUUUUGAGUUGUAAGAAGUACUAUAAAGUUCCAGGAACUUACAUAUCCAUGCAGAGUUAAGUGACUUAUGUGUUACACUGAGUAUAGGACCUGAAUUUCUCCAAAAAUUAGGAUCUGGGUGCCAUGAUGGCGAAGAAGGAUAGAUUCCAAGAGGAGUGUUCUACUGGAUUUGCGCCUAAUUAUGAAUCAGAAGGAUCCGGUAGCGCAGGACCAGUAGAUAUGGAAGUUACUGCUUCCGAGGACUCAGGUGCCCUAAUGAGGAAAUGCAUUAAUCUGAACUCUGCCACGCGUGAUGGUUUUGGUGUCCCUAUACAUGUCCUCCCAUUGUCAAAACUCUCGCCACAUGAGAGAAAGGAUUUAGUGCUAAGGUUGAGAGCAGAACUAGAACAGAUCCGCAUCUUCCAGAAGAGAGCCGAGUUGCAAAGAACGAAUGUUGUAACAAUGUCGUCAUCGAGUGACAUUCUUAGUUGUAGCAACACACAAAAUGGGCCUUCUGUAGAGAACUUCAGGAAAUCAUUGGCGUUAAAUUCUGGGCCAGGGAAGAAAUUAAAUCCUCCAGGACAGAAGGGGCGAGGUUGGAAUCGUGGCAGUUCUGGAAGGUUUGAGUCUGCAAAAUUGGCAGCAGCGAUGAGCACUUCAAAUGCCAUUUUUAUGAAACAGUGCGAGGCAUUAUUGAAAAAAGUAAUGUCACAUCAAUAUGGUUGGGCUUUUAAUACUCCUGUUGACGUAGUAAAGUUGAAUAUCCCUGAUUAUUUGACUGUUAUUAAGCAUCCAAUGGAUUUGGGAACAAUAAAGAGCAAGAUUGCUUCAUGCGAGUACUCUGAUCCACUGGACUUUGCUGCUGAUGUCAGACGAACUUUCUCCAAUGCUAUGACCUACAAUCCUCCUGGAAAUGAUUUCCACUUCAUGGCUGAUACAGUUAGGAAAUUUUUUGAAAUGAGAUGGAAAGUAAUUGAGAAAAAGCUUCGGGUAGAUGAUUCUCAGCAAUUGCCAGAAUCUUCAGGCCUUCAUGAAGCAGUGGAAACAUUUAAGCCAGUGCCUCAGUCAAAAAAGAGGAAAAUCGCUUCGGUGCAUCAUAAACAUAUGCCAGAGCCUGUAAAGCGGGUUAUGACAGAUGAGGAGAAACAUAAUUUAAGUAGAGAAUUGGAUUUGAUGGGAGACUUGCCAGACAAUAUUGUGGAAUUUCUGAGAGAGCAGAGUUCUAAUGGAAGAGGAACUGGGGAGGAUGAGAUUGAAAUUGAUAUUGAUGAUCUCAGUGAAGAUACCUUGUUUAUGUUGAGGAAGCUUUUAGACGACUAUUUGCAAGAGAAACAGGAUAAUCUUGCAAAAGCUGAACCUUGUGAAAUUGAGCUGCUAAACGAACCUGGGCUCAGCAAUUCAUCUAUGCAGCUGUGCAAAGGGAAUGACCAUGUUGAUGAGGAUGUUGAUAUCGGUGGGAAUGAACCUCCUGUCUCAAGUUAUCCUCCUGUUGAGAUAGAAAAAGACACAGACCUUAGAAGCAAUAAGUGUAACAGUUCAGGCAGCUUCCGUGACAAUUUGGUUUCAGACUCUGGCGGUGCUGAGAGCGAAUUAGAUGGUGCUAAAGCCCCUAGUCCAGUAAAGCAAUCAAAGGAGAGCUCUGAUACCGGACCAGAUUUAGAUGACAAGACUGGUGUUGGCGACUUACAUGAUGGAAAUCAAUCUGUUAGCGGGUUGGAUCAGCUGGAACAAGAUCCCCAGCAGAAUCAAAAUUUUGAUGAGUUGGAUUGUAAUCGGGAUGGGGAGAGUGCUCCAAUCCAGAGGCAGGUUUCACCUGAGAAGCUAUACAGGGCUGCUCUUUUGAAGAACCGCUUUGCUGAUACCAUAUUAAAAGCUCGAGAAAAGACACUUAAACAGGGUGAAAAGGGGGAUCCUGAGAAACUGCGCCGUGAGAGGGAGGAACUUGAAAUGCAGAAAAGGAAAGAGAAAGCUCGCUUGCAAGCAGAAGCCAAGGCUGCUGAAGAUGCUCGAAGGCGAGCAGAAGCAGAAGCUGCGGCCGUAGCCAAACGGAAGAGAGAGCUUGAGAGGGAAGCAGCUCGGCAGGCACUUCAAAAGAUGGAAAAGACUGUUGAAAUUAAUGAGAAUUCUCGGUUUCUUGAGGACUUACAAAUGCUAAGUGCUGUCCCUCCCGAGCAACUACCAAGCUCUGUAGAUGAGACGAGCCCAGAUCACUCUCAGGAUGGCUUAGGAAGUUUCAAGUUUGGGGCCAGUAAUCCUCUGGAACAACUUGGGUUAUAUAUGAAAGUCGAUGAGGAGGAGGAAGAAGGUGAGCCGCCUCAUAUUCUGAGCACCGCAAAUGAUGUAGAGGAAGGAGAAAUUGAUUAAAUGUUUGUUCUGCUACUGCAUUUACAAACUAUGGAGCAAAAGAAUAGAAAAGUUUAAUACAGAAAAUUCUUGCCGGCACUUGGGUUCUAAUUUUAGUGUUCUUCUGUCGCCCCUGAAGCUUUCUUGUCCAAAUGGGAAGAAAUUGAGAAGUUAAAUUGGUUGCCAGGCAUGUCUUGAUUGUGUAAUGUGCAUGAAUUUACAGAAACAUGGGAGAAGAAAAUUUGCCUAUGAGAGGGUCUUUUCUUUAUGGAUGUGAUUUGAGUUGAGUGAGGAGCAUAAAAAUGGUUCCCUUGUUUCAACGUCAA
Cornus florida is the source of this 3188-nucleotide messenger RNA. RefSeq names its product transcription factor GTE9-like. Lineage: Eukaryota; Viridiplantae; Streptophyta; Magnoliopsida; Cornales; Cornaceae. The record is from RefSeq and is a predicted model, not a curated record. The transcript is spliced from 11 exons. The coding region runs from base 664 to 2883 and encodes 739 amino acids. Gene Ontology annotation, molecular function: protein binding.